Messenger RNA from Cornus florida, 2673 nucleotides. RefSeq names its product beta-galactosidase 7-like. Gene Ontology annotation, cellular component: vacuole; cell wall. Gene Ontology annotation, molecular function: carbohydrate binding; beta-galactosidase activity. Gene Ontology annotation, biological process: carbohydrate metabolic process. NCBI's taxonomy places the organism in Eukaryota, Viridiplantae, Streptophyta, Magnoliopsida, Cornales, Cornaceae. Bases 1 to 2424 code for a protein of 807 amino acids. The transcript has 18 exons. The record is from RefSeq and is a predicted model, not a curated record.
AUGGAAGUCUCAUAUAACAAUAGAUCACUUAAGAUCGAUGGGGAAGGGAAAAUCAUUAUUUCUGGGGCUAUUCAUUAUCCUCGUAGUACUGCUGAAAUGUGGCCAUCCUUGAUGCAGAAGGCAAAGGAUGGAGGUCUUAAUGCCAUUGAGACCUAUGUCUUCUGGAAUGCCCACGAGCCUAGCUACAGAGAGUAUGAUUUUUCGGGCAAUCUAGACCUUGUUAGGUUCCUCACAACCGUCAGAGAUGCAGGGCUUUAUGCCAUUCUCCGAAUUGGACCAUAUGUUUGUGCAGAAUGGAAUUAUGGUGGUUUUCCGGUAUGGUUGCAUAACCUUAAACCAAACAUAACAUUGAGGACUACAGAUGAUACAUACAUGGACGAGAUGAAGACUUUUACUACUAAGAUCGUUGAUAUGGUUAAACAAGCAAAUAUGUUUGCUCCUCAAGGAGGACAUAUAAUCCUUGCACAGAUUGAGAAUGAGUUUGGAAAUAUAAUGAGCGACUUUGGAGAUGAAGGAAAAGAGUAUAUCAAUGCGUGUGCUGACUUUGCUAAUUCUCUCGACAUUGGUGUACCAUGGAUAAUGUGCCAACAACAGGAUGCUCCAUCACCAAUGAUUGAAACAUGCAAUGGUUUUUACUGUGAUGCAUACAGUCCUAAAAAAAAUGAUUUACCUAAGUUCUGGACGGAGAAUUGGACUGGCUGGUUCAAGGCAUGGGGUGACAGACAACCAUAUAGAACUGCUGAAGAUGUUUCCUUUGCGGUUGCUCGUUUCUUCCAAUAUGGUGGCAGCUUGCAAAACUAUUACAUGUAUCAUGGUGGUACUAAUUUUGGUAGGACAACUGGUGGUCCAUAUAUUACCACAUCAUAUGAUUAUGAUGCUCCACUUGACGAAUAUGGUAAUGUGAAUCAACCCAAGUGGGGGCAUCUCAAACAACUGCACGAGCUCCUCAUAGCAGCAGAGAAAAUUCUCACUAAUGGUGUAAGGAGAGAUAUUGACUAUGGUGAUAUGAUGGGAGUAUCAGUUUACGAGUUCAGUGGGCAGAGGUUUUGUUUCUUUGGAAAUGCAAAUAACCAAGAUGAACAAACCUUUUCAUUUGAAGGCAACAAUUUUACUAUUCCAGCUUGGUCUGUUAGUAUCCUUCCUGAUUGCUUUAUAGAAGUUUUCAACACUGCUAAGGUUAAUACUCAAAAAUCUAUAAUGGUUAAGAGGCCAAAUGAAGCUGAUCAAGGAGAAGAACCCUUCAACUUGCAAUGGACAUGGCUUCCGGAGUACGUUGAGAAAAUUAAGAAGCCAAUGGCCCAUUCUUUGAAGACGAAGGGUACUAAGUAUGUUAAUAAGCUCUUAGAACAAAAGGCGGCAACGAAUGAUACUAGUGAUUAUUUGUGGUACUUGACUAGUGUCAACAUUAAUGGCAGUGACAAGGUCUGGAAUAAGGAGAUUACCUUACAAGUUAAUACUCAAGGCCAUGUGCUUCAUGCCUUUGUAAAUGGACAACAUAUUGGAUCUCAAUGGGGAAAAGGUGGAAAAUACGACUUCCAGUUUGAGAAAAAUAUUACAUUGACAGCCGGAAACAACUCAAUAUCUUUGCUCAGUGUCACUGUUGGCCUAAAAAAUUAUGGUGCUUACUUCGACAAAACAGAAGUUGGGGUGGUUGGCCCAGUUAAAUUGAUUUCUUCAAACGACACGAUGGACUUGUCUAACAAUUCUUGGGCACACAAGGUUGGAUUGCAUGGUGAGGUUAAUGAAUUUUACCAAGUCGAAAAAAGCAACCACUUAACUUGGAAUGCAGAAAAUCUUCCAACAAAUAGGAUGUUCACUUGGUACAAGACAACAUUUCAAUCUCCCCCAGGGGAAGAGCCUGUUGUUUUGGACUUGAUGGGAUUGGGUAAAGGAAUUGCGUGGGUGAAUGGCAAUAAUAUUGGCCGAUUCUGGCCUAGUUUCAACUCUGAUAACAAUGGAUGUAGUCCAACAUGUGACUACCGUGGAAGCUACGACAGUGGUAAAUGCGUGGGCAACUGUGGAAAACCUUCUCAAAGAUGGUACCACGUGCCACGCUCAUACCUCCGAAAUGAUGGAAACACAUUGAUUUUAUUUGAGGAGAUUGGUGGCAACCCUUCGAGUGUAACUGUUAAUACUGUCGCGGUUGGAUCAGUUUGUGGAAAUGCAUUUGAAGGAAGCACCUUGGAACUGUCUUGCCAAGGAGUAAGAGUAAUUUCUGAUAUCAAAUUUGCUAGCUUUGGUGAUCCUAUAGGCACCUGUGGAUCAUUUGCAACCGGCACCUGCCAGUCACCAAACAGCAAAGAUGUCCUCAUAAAGAAUUGUCUGGGGAAACAGAGUUGUUCGAUUAAUGUAACCGAAUGGACUUUUGAGCCUAGUGGUUGCCAAAUUUUCCCGAAAAGACUUGCUGUUGAAGCCAUCUGUUAGAAUUUUUUUUUUUAUUUUUUAUUUUAGGUUUUCUUGUAGUAGUGCCGGCCAUUCUCAGUUGCAUAAAUUUUAGUUGAUUUUUGUUCAUGCGGUAUUUGUGGUUUUCCAUGAGUUGGAAUUCUUGUAAUAAGCAGUUAAUUAGUCAAUCAAGAAAGUUUGAUUCCUUUUAACAAUUACCCUUUUCUUUUACUCUCUGCAUUUGUGGAGUUACUGCUUGAUUUGAGAAUCAUUUAGUUUCAAAUAGACAAA